Megalobrama amblycephala (Wuchang bream) is the source of this 4753-nucleotide messenger RNA. RefSeq names its product peroxisomal biogenesis factor 14 (gene pex14). Gene Ontology annotation, molecular function: signaling receptor binding. The record is from RefSeq and is a predicted model, not a curated record. Gene Ontology annotation, cellular component: peroxisomal importomer complex; peroxisomal membrane. Lineage: Eukaryota; Metazoa; Chordata; Actinopteri; Cypriniformes; Xenocyprididae. Gene Ontology annotation, biological process: protein import into peroxisome matrix, docking. The transcript has 7 exons. Bases 1134 to 2282 code for a protein of 382 amino acids.
AGUGUGGCUCUAUGAAGUGUGACUGUGAUUUCAUACCCAGCAGACAGCAGACAGGGCUGAACAGGCUCAGACUCUGUUCUCUGCCAAGCUCUCAGCUCUCUCUGCUCUAUUUAAGCACAUGUGGCACUGGCAUUUGCCACAUUUAUGAUGUGUGUAUUACAGCGCAAAAACAGCUUGCUGUCUGCUCUUUAAACAGCUCAAUUUGGAGCAAAGCUCAGCCUUUUGGCUCUCUGGCAGGCAGCCGUGCCGUAUGAAAGCAUGUGGAAUAGAGUAGCGCAAUGCCCAAGGGGAUAUCUCCAGUAAACAGAGCAAGAGCGUACGAGAGAGAGACUAAAUACGCAAUGACAGACGUGACACACUCCAGUCUACUGUGGACAAACAAAGGUCAGAGUGAGUGUGUGUGUAUUGUAGGAUUCAGUAGAUUUAUUAAAUUGAUAUGUGUAACUUACAGUUUAAUAGAAACUGGAGCCUUUUUAAACCAUUGGCUCUAAAUGGAGAUGUUAAAGCAUUUGGGUUUUAUGUGCCAAUUGUAGAGGAAGCCCAUAAUGUUUUCCCCGCUUUUAUGUCUUCAUUAAAUGUCAACGCACAAGUACAUUCAACUAACGGGCUUUUUCCGCCUCUGUCUUUCCUUUCCUAGUGUUUCUCCAGUUUCUUGUUGCUGUCUGCCCCAUCAAUGCUCUGUUUAGGCCCGCAUGGAGAAGCUUAAUCAAGACAAGACACAGACCAAUGACUGCGUGCAGUGUUGGAAAUAAACCAGCUUUUUUUUUUCCACAAAAGGAAAUAUUAAUAUUAGAUUUUUUUUCCCUCUCCUGCCAUUUUCCAUCAGAGACCUCUAUGCAAUUUAAUCACCACUAAAAUCAUUAAAAAAGAUCUGAAGAUUAAAUUAUAUUGGCAUUUGCAAAAUUAUGUAAUACAUUUACAUUACAAUGAAGAAAUUAAAAUAAUGCAUUUUAUCUGUCUGGGGUUCCGCUGAGCUCUACCUGGGGAAAUAUAGCGGCAGGAAAUGGACAGGCUCUGUUCUUGAGAUCUGACUGUAAUGGAGAAGAGCUCAGAGCUUUGGACCUCCAGAGCUGCUCAUCCUGGUCUACGUCUGCCGCCUCUAGUGCUAUUAACCUAGUUUAGCAAGAGUUUUAAUGUUUAGAUUUAUUCGCAGGUUGCAAAGGACAGUCAAGGUCGCACUUAAAUCACCACUUUUCCCUCUCCCGUUACAGUGUUUUUCACAUCAUUUCUGGAGUUUUCAGGCAUUUUCAUUCAGUAGAACUUGGCUUCAGUCUUCAGAUUAUCUUGUGAGUGACAACUGGGAGAAGAAAGGUUACAAAGGUCUGACCGAUGAGGAGGUUGAUCUAGCCAUCCAGCGGUCCGGUAGUACGGAGGAGCCGCUGACUGUCGCUGUUCCCGGGCCCGCGCACAUCGCUCACCCUGUUCAACUGGCCCCGUACACAGGUCCCUCAGGUUACAGAUGGAGAGACUACAGUGCCAUGGCUGUCAUCCUGGCAGGAAUGGCCUUUGGCUUCUAUCAUCUCUACCGGAAAUACAUCCUUCCCCUCAUUAUGGGCAGCAAAGAGGACAAGAAGCAUCUGCAACGGAUCGAGAGCAACAUCGCGGAUAUGAGUGGCACGCUGACACAGACAGUCACCCAGUUGCAGACGACCCUGGCUUCAGUGCAGGAGCUGCUGGUCCAGCAACAGAAGAAAAUACAGGAGCUGACCCAAGAGCUGGCUAACUCACAGGCCUCAUCUGCCACCAACCGCAUGCUGGAGUCUCAGAGCAUCAGUGAACUCAAGGCUGAGAUUGUAUCUCUUAAGGGGCUUCUUCUCAGCAGGAGACAGUUCCCCGCUUCACCCUCCGUUCCCAAAAUCCCUUCCUGGCAAAUUCCUCUCAAACCUGGGUCACUGUCCAACCCGUCCUCGGUCAACCACACCAACAGCAGCAGCGAUAUCUCGCCUGUUAGCAACGAAUCGGCCAACUCCUCCCCCAUCAAAGAGGGCAACAGCUCCCAGGCCACUCCGUCGGGUUCACACUGCCUGAACGGAGAUGUCGGCCUGGGCUCCAUUCUCCCUCUGGACCUGAAAGAUCAGGUCCGUAUGGAAGUUCAGGGGGAGGAGGAAAAGAAAGAGGAUGACGAGGAAGAAGACGAGGAUGACGACGUGACCCGCGCGGAUGAGGAAGACCGCCUGAGCGUGCAGACAGAGGACAGGAGAGGAGGUGAUGGACAGAUAAACGAGCAGGUGGAGAAACUGCGGCGUCCAGAGGGGGCGAGUAACGAGAGCGAGGUUGAUUAGAGAGUAACCCCGCAACCAAACUUCAUCCGUCCGAUCGCCUUUUCCCAGGUUUCCUGAGAGUUAAUUUAAGUUCUGAUAUCACACCCCGGUUGCAGUAAAACGGCUACCGUGAGCAUCAUUUAACACCGUACGAGAGCGGCAGCUGAGGUGGAUUGUGCUCCUUUCACUGCAGCUCUUCACCCUUUCGACUUUUCAACAUGCAAACUUUCAACGUGCAAACCAGACUGUCGGCACAAACCUUCUGCAUGCCUGAACAAGCACAGCAACAGACAUUUCUGGAUAGACAAUGAGAGAAUUAUGACUUUUCUUUUGCAAUCAGUCAGUUCAUACAUUUCCCCUAAAUGCUAGCUAGCUUUUUUUUUUUUUUUUAAUAGAGGCAGUCGUGCUCCAAAAAAACCCAUUUAAGUGUAGAGGGCAAUUGCGGUGUAGGGACUAUAGCAACAAAUUAGAGGCACCAAAGAAUCAGUAAGUUUUGAUCUGAUGCCGUUGGAUUUGUGUUCAGUUCACAGUCCCAACACUGUUGGAUCAGCUUAUUCUUCAUGGAAAUGGCUUGUACUCUGUCGUAGUGAAGAAACUCUCCUUCAAAUUCAAAUGUAUGAGAUUGUGUAGUACGCCCUGCUACAGCAGGCUGUGUAACAAAGCGGCCUUGUAUUUUGUGAUCAGAGGAUUUGAGAUUUGUGUGGAAGAAAGAAAGAGAGGGAGGGAAACACGUAUGAGAACACAGACAAUGAGGCGAAAGAGAAAUGUGUUUGUCUCGGUCGUAUCUCUCCGGUCUCCAGCAGGGUAGCUGAUUUGGUUUAUGAAGUAUGUUAAUAAUCAAAUGAUCGACAAAUAACAGAUGUAUUAGUUCAUGCGGCUUGAAAUGUCAAGGAGGCUAAAAUCGGAAAUCUAAUACUGAAAGGCUGUUAUAUUGUAUUAUAUUACAUGACAAACCCUCCAGUCCAAAUUAUAUAGGCCUCCUGCAGUGAAUAAUCUUAACAUGAAACGGUGCUGGGGUUUUGUAAUUAAACUGUGUAAAACAAUGGAUGCUUCAGCGGAGGUGCUGACAGUUGUGCUUUUCUCUUUGGGGGCUUUUCUCUCAGAAAGUCCUGAGAGGAUAAAAAAAAAAAAAAGACGAAAAAAAAAUUCCCCUGUGAUGCAAACGGAGAGUAACGUAUGAAUAUUUAACUAAUGAAAUUACUCACUCGCCAGCUGAUGAGAAACAAAGCCAGAGAGAUCCUGGAGUGAGAACUAGAGCCUCGGAUCCAUUGCGACAUUUUCACUUUUAACAAAUGACCUUCAGAGUAACCGGAUUACAGCGCAGCCAGGUGAAUUGUGGGUCUGCGGCGGCACAAUGCGAAGGCACAAUGAAAGAGCUCAACUUGUCUGGCCAUGUGUGUAUGUUUUCUUACUUCCUAGACUAGGGCUGACUUAACACUAACCCACACAAGAAUAGUAUAUAUUCAUAUGAUACUAUGGCAAGAGAAACCCACGUGUGUUCAUUUGAUAUGCAGUGACUUUUUUUUUUUUUUUCCUGAAAUUUGGGUGUUGCUUUGAGCUAAAAAUCCAAAUGUGAAGUGAAUGUUAGAGGAAUUGUUCAGCCAAAAAAUAAAAAUACAAAAAUCUGUAAAUUACUCACUCUCAUGUCAUUUCUGUAUCAGUCAGAUUCGUGAACGAAUCAUUCAGAUCUGCAUCUUAUAUUGGAGCUUAACAGCUGUGGUGACUGAACACUGGAAAAAGUUGCAUAAAGACUCUACAAAAUAUAACAUUUUCAUUCCUCAGAAGAAAGGCUGUUUGGAAUGACAUGAGAGGGAUAAUAAAUGUUAUUUUUUGGGUGAAUUAUUCUUUAAGUCCAUUUGAUCUUGAAGGUAAAUUGCAUUGUGUUGGUGUCAGAAGUGGCAUUGCAGAAUUCCAGAUAGUUAGCUGUUUAAGCGAAAGGAAGGAAGACCGUCUGCUUCAGAAAUGAGACGGAGCUUUAGUGCGAGUGUGUGUGCAUGUACCAAUUCUGCUUAAAACCACAUUCAGGAGUUCCUGCUACUGGCAGGUUGUUUCUGGUAGCGUGGCGGCAGAGGCCUUCAAACAACAUAGUUUGCAAAUUUUAGCUAAUCAUUGUAAAGCCGCUGUGAGGGCUACUGAAUUAAUCAUCAUAUAAGCCACAGAUUCAGUGCCUCUUUUAAGAUGACAUUCUCAUCUCCAACUGUUUUUAUGACCGUUUUGUUAGGAAUCUACAUCCUGCUGCUCAGUUUCAGCAAUUCAGAUUAGGGAUUUAAGCAUUUGUUCUCAUUUAUGUGAGUCUAGAGUGUGUGUGCGUGUGUGUGUUGGAUCGGUUUUAUAAGUAAGCUUAAGUCAAAGGUCUGUAACAGUUUGUCUGAACUGCACAGUGUUGCUGUAUAUUGAUGUUGUUGACACCCUGCUGGUAUUUGUCACAGAGAAAUUAUUCUGGUAUGAAAAGAUGAAUGUACAUAAUUGUAAUAAAUUUGAUUUAACACAAA